This is a messenger RNA of Tachyglossus aculeatus (Australian echidna), 1304 nucleotides long. RefSeq names its product dual specificity phosphatase 12 (gene DUSP12). NCBI's taxonomy places the organism in Eukaryota, Metazoa, Chordata, Mammalia, Monotremata, Tachyglossidae. Gene Ontology annotation, biological process: protein dephosphorylation. The transcript has 6 exons. Gene Ontology annotation, cellular component: nucleus. The record is from RefSeq and is a predicted model, not a curated record. Bases 1 to 1074 code for a protein of 357 amino acids. Gene Ontology annotation, molecular function: protein tyrosine/serine/threonine phosphatase activity.
AUGACGCGAGUGGGCGUGGUCACAUCGACGGACGUGAUGACGUGUGGUGGGCGUGGCCACGUCGAGGGGAGUGGCUUUAAAGCCGCGUCCACGUGGGCGCGGGCGUCAGUCCGGCGGGUGGAGCCGAUGCGGUCGGACGGUCCGGUGGAGGUGUCCCCGGGGCUGCUCCUCGGCGGGGCGGGGGCGGCGGGGCGGCCGGGGGUCGGGGCGGUGCUCACCGUGUCCGCGGAGGAGCCCGCCGCCCCCGGCCCCCCGGGUCUGCCCGCCCUGUGGCUGCCCCUGAACGACGAGCCCCGCCAGGACCUGCUCAGCAGCCUGGACCGCUGCGCCGCCUUCAUCGGGCGGGCCCGGGACGGAGGAGCCACCGUGCUCGUCCGCUGCCAUGCAGGGGUCAGUCGGAGCGUGGCCGUGGUGACCGCCUUCCUCAUGAAGACGCAGCAGCUCAGCUUCGAAGAGGCCUACGCCAGGGUUCGGGCCGUGAGACCCCAGGCCAAAAUGAACGAGGGCUUUGAAGAGCAGCUGAAGCUAUAUGAGGCCAUGGGCUGUCAAGUGGACACUUCCAGCGUAAUUUACAAGCAGUAUCGUCUGCAAAAGGUCACGGAGAAAUACCCUGAGCUGCGGAAUUUGCCUCGGGAAGUAUUUGCAGCCGACCCAAAUGCCGAAUCCCCAGGUCUGAGAGCGGAGACCCUCUACAGAUGUAGAAAGUGCAGGCGGGCCCUGUUUCGCAGCUCUAGCAUUUUGGGGCACCCCGGCGGCAGCGGGGCCGUGGCCUUUGCCCACAAGAAGAAGACGCCAGUCUACCUGCCGGACAGGGCGGGCCCCGUCUCUUGCACGUCGCACUUCGUGGAGCCGGUGCAGUGGAUGGAGGCCGCGCUGCUCGGGGUGAUGGAUGGACAGCUGCUGUGCCCCAAGUGCGGCGCCAAGCUGGGCUCCUUCAGCUGGUGCGGGGAGCGGUGUUCCUGCGGCUCCUGGGUCACGCCCGCCUUCCAGGUCCACAAGAACCGUGUGGACGAGGCCAGGGCACUGCCCGCUCGGGGCCCACCCGCCGGGAGCCCCGGAGCCUGCCCGCCUUGAGGGCUCGGUGCCGAGGGGCCCGCACAGACUUUGGAUCGUCACCAUCGAGGGGCAUUGGGUUGAAUUGGACUCCCGUGGGGGUGCGGAGAGGUAGACUUGAUACCUCAGCACUGCCCUCCUACCUUGGCUCCCUCCCGCGUUCCCAGUGAAACAGGCUCCGGGGUUCUCUCUCCCUGCCCCGGGCCACCCGCCAAGUUUUGGUUUCACGUAAAAACUCUGAAAUUUCCAAA